Symbiodinium natans is the source of this 924-nucleotide messenger RNA. Lineage: Eukaryota; Dinophyceae; Suessiales; Symbiodiniaceae. The record is from the annotation of a GenBank genome assembly.
AUGACGGCCAGUGCCAGGGACCGGUGGGACGUGUUGGGGGCACCUUUGGCCUCGGGUCUUUUCAUCUUGAGGGGUGAUGCCGACAAUCGCGACAACCCCGACAAGCGCGACAGCACAUCCGACCCGGUGCAGACACAGAUCGCUGAGCAAGAUGCCGCACCAGUGCUCCUUGCUGUGUUAUCACCGACCACAGCGGGUGCCAGCUUAGAUUCAGCAGGACACGGCAUCCGCGACUUGGAUACUCAUGGCAUUGGGCGCCACUCUAGUGGCCGGAGCCUGCGACACAAGGACAUGAGCAAGCCAAGCUGGACACCUCUUGCUCCAGUGUCUGAGGCCAUGUGCAUGUGCAUGGCCAUGCAGCCCUUCAUCAUGCCGCAUGAGUCGGAAGUUGCUCUGAUCUUUGCUGCCCGGCCUGAGCUUCCCAGGAGACGGAGGAGCAUGAGCUCUUGUUCCAAGCUCUGCUUGUUUGGACUUCUUGCAUCUGGCACACUGCACAAGAGCUUCGUGCCGCUGGGUCGGAAGCCGCUGUUGGGCGCGUCAGUGGCCGCCACGGCGAUUCCUCUUCCAGCGUUCGCGGACUUCGAGAUGCCAGAUCCUGGCUUGGCUCUGUCGGUCAUCGUUGUGGGUGGGGCAUGUGCUGCGCUCUCAUGGGUUGCCGGCCUGAGACCACGCAAGACGGUUGAUGGACGACCUCGCUCCACUUCCCUUUACCGCGUGUUUCAGGCCAAAAUGAGGCAAGGCGAGUUCGCCGAACUGUCCAAGCCGAGAGAUGACGAAGGAGGCGGAAGCUCUCCAUCCGGGCCGGGCAACGCGGAGGAGGAGCUCGAUGCCUUUGUUGAUGCCUACGUGGAUGGGCUUGAAAAUGACAUCGAAGAUUCUGUGGACACAAAGGAAAUCCCAGAGUCUCGUUCCAGAGAGCCAUAG